Messenger RNA from Talaromyces stipitatus ATCC 10500, 1842 nucleotides. RefSeq names its product gamma-glutamyltranspeptidase. Lineage: Eukaryota; Fungi; Ascomycota; Eurotiomycetes; Eurotiales; Trichocomaceae. The record is from RefSeq and is a predicted model, not a curated record. Gene Ontology annotation, molecular function: glutathione gamma-glutamate hydrolase. Gene Ontology annotation, cellular component: plasma membrane. Gene Ontology annotation, biological process: glutathione catabolic process. The coding region runs from base 1 to 1842 and encodes 613 amino acids. The transcript is spliced from 8 exons.
AUGGCACCUAUCCAUGUCGCUGUCUCAGACUCUGAGAAGCAGCUUCUGAUACCGCCCACUUCGGACCACAAGCCGAACUCAAGGCGGUCAGGCCGUGUGAUCCUCAUUGUCAAAAUUGCCAUCACGGCCACUGCAGCGGUUUUGUAUUUGUUUAUCCUCUUUCCUACGUUGAGGACUUAUAUUCUCCCUAAAUCGUGGAGGGCCACGUCAAAUACACUGAACCAAGACGGAGAUGCGAGCCUUGGAGCCGUCUCGAGCGAAAGCUCGAUCUGUAGCGCAGCUGGAAUCGAUAUGUUGAAAAUGGGAGGGAAUGCUGCCGAUGCUAUGGUUGCAACCGUUUUCUGUGUUGGUGUAAUCGGUAUGUAUCAUAGUGGAAUCGGCGGUGGAGGAUUUGUGCUUGUCAGAUCGCCUGACGGCACAUUUGAACAUGUCGAUUUUCGGGAAACUGCUCCCGCCGCAGCAUUUCAGGAUAUGUUCAACGAUAAUAAGCAAGCAUCCGUGGUCGGUGGACUGGCUAGUGGCGUACCCGGUGAGGUUCGUGGCUUGGAAUACAUACACACAAAGUACGGCACUUUACCGUGGUCUACAAUCCUCCAACCCGCUAUUAAAGUCGCUCGAGACGGUUUCGUCAUCACAACAGACUUGUCUCGCGCCAUCAACGCCAGUGUAAGGGACCACGGUGAUUUUCUCAGUACUGACCCAUCCUGGGCUCUAGACUUUGCGCCAAACAGCACGUUAUUAGGACUCGGAGAUACGAUAUAUCGAAAACGUUAUGCCGACACUCUUGAGAAAAUUGCAACCGAAGGGCCCGAUGCAUUUUAUAUUGGCCCCAUUGCUGAAGCGAUCAUUCGAGCCACUAGGGAGGCGAACGGGACAAUGACGUUGGAUGAUCUUCGACGCUAUGAAGUUCUCAUUCGUGAUACUAAAGAGAUUGAUUAUCGCGGUUAUAAGAUUACGACCACAUCGGCGCCGUCUAGUGGGACUGUUGGUUUGAGUAUAUUGAAGAUUGUGGAGGGGUAUAGUGAUUUCUUUCACCCGGAGACUAUGAACCUGAGUACGCAUCGACUCGAUGAAGCUAUGAGAUUUGCGUACGGCCAGAGAACGAGCUUUGGUGACCCGUCAUUUCUACGAGACUUACAUCAACGUGAAGAAGAUAUGCUGAAUGAUACUGUGGCCUCUGCAAUCCGUGGGCGGAUUUCUGAUUUUCAUACCCAGAAUGUUUCGGCUUAUAAUCCAGACGGCCUUGAGAGUCUAGACACACCGGGAACCUCACAUGUUUCAACUGCGGAUCGGUCUGGUCUCGCAUUGUCUUUGACAACGACCAUCAAUCUCUUUUUCGGUAACCUGAUCAUGGUCCCAGAGACGGGAAUUAUCAUGAAUAACGAAAUGGACGAUUUCUCCAUACCUGGUUCAUCAAACCAGUUCGGCUACGCCCCUUCACCUUCAAACUACAUCCAACCUGGGAAACGCCCUCUAUCAUCCAUCACUCCAAUAAUCGUAGAAAACGCAGAUGGAUCACUAUACUUCGUCACCGGCGCCGCUGGCGGCAGUCGCAUCAUCACCGCAACGGUCCAGAGUGUCAUCAACCUAAUCGACAGAGGGAUGACACCUUUACAAGCACUUUUAGAACCUCGCCUUCACGACCAAUUGAUUCCGAAUGUGGUUGCAUUAGAGCCUGAUUUUGACCAGGAUAUUGCACGGUUUUUGAAGAGUCGAGGCCAUAAUGUGACUGAGCUGAUGGUAAGUGCCAGUUCAGCGCAAUGUGUCCGGUUGUUGCCGAAUGGCACGUUUGAGGCCGCUGGGGAGCCGAGACAGCGGAGUUCUGGGGGAUUUGCUAUUUAG